AUCUUUCUCGGGUGUUGUGUAACAGACUUCACAUCGACACCUUGAAAAACCUCGGCCUUUACGCAAUAAGCGGUUGUGCACGAGUUGCAGUACUUUUCGUUAGUUUAUCGAGAAAUUUUCGCGGUUUUCGACGAAAAUGUUGCGUCUUGUAGCAGGCAGAAUGAUCAGUGCCUCGAGGAAGACAAUCCAACCGGGAGUCCUGGCCGUCAGGCCUUCGUCUCACGGACCCCAAUUGUCAGACGAGGAACUCGAUGCAUCUUACAUCAAAUUCUUCGAUCGGAAGGACAUCGACCACUGGGAAAUUCGUAGUGCCAUGAACCGCCUUGCUGGUCUCGACAUGGUUCCUGACCCAACCAUCAUCUGCUCUGCCUUGAGAGCCUGCAGACGUUUGAAUGAUUUUGCUCUUGCCGUCAGAUUUCUCGAAUCAGUAAAAUGCAAAUGUGGAAAUGACGUUGGCAAAAUCUAUCCCUACGUCCUCCAAGAGAUCCGACCCACCCUGGACGAAUUGGGCAUUAACACCCCGGAAGAGUUGGGCUACGACAAGCCAGAACUAGCUCUUCAGAAUGUCUAUGACAUUCACUAAUUCUAGAACAUUCAGUUUCUCACUAGUCCAAGUCAACUAGAAAAUAUUUCUUGAAACUCUUCAUUAAAAUUAAAUUGGCAUUGAGCUCGUCGUACAAAAGAAGUUACUAAUAAAUUACU
This is a messenger RNA of Belonocnema kinseyi, 702 nucleotides long. RefSeq names its product cytochrome c oxidase subunit 5A, mitochondrial (gene COX5A). The coding region runs from base 137 to 583 and encodes 148 amino acids. The transcript is spliced from 2 exons. Gene Ontology annotation, cellular component: mitochondrial inner membrane. The record is from RefSeq and is a predicted model, not a curated record. Gene Ontology annotation, biological process: mitochondrial electron transport, cytochrome c to oxygen. NCBI's taxonomy places the organism in Eukaryota, Metazoa, Arthropoda, Insecta, Hymenoptera, Cynipidae.